This is a messenger RNA of Argentina anserina (silverweed cinquefoil), 674 nucleotides long. RefSeq names its product mavicyanin-like. Lineage: Eukaryota; Viridiplantae; Streptophyta; Magnoliopsida; Rosales; Rosaceae. Bases 53 to 550 code for a protein of 165 amino acids. The transcript has 2 exons. Gene Ontology annotation, molecular function: electron transfer activity. Gene Ontology annotation, cellular component: plasma membrane. The record is from RefSeq and is a predicted model, not a curated record.
UAAAAACCCUAAAAAGAGAGAGCUCCCUUCAAAAUCCAAUUUUCUUCACUCCAUGGAAACCUCAAAAGUGUUUGUCUUGCUUGUUCUUCUUUCCACCUUCCAUUUCCUUGUUGUGACUUGCAUCCAGUUUGAAGUUGGAGGCAACAAUGGAUGGGAGGUACCCAAAUCAAAGGACGACUACAACCGAUGGGCGUCGAAGAACCGGUUCAAAGUGGGCGACACUGUUCAUUUCAACUUCACUAAAGACUCGGUGAUGGUGGUGACGGAGGAGGAGUAUGACAAGUGCAGUUCGACACGUCCCAUCUUCUUCUCCAAAGAGUCCACCGAGUACAAGCUGGACCGACCAGGAUUGUUCUACUUCAUGAGUGGGGUGAGCGGGCACUGUCAGAGAGGCCAGAAGAUGAUCAUCAAGGUGUUGGAGCCGGCGAGCCCUCCUCAGCCUCCAGCAGAGUUGCAGAAGAAGAAUGGUGCUGCUGGAAUGGCUGUUGCUGUGUCUUCUGUAACUGCUGUGCUCUGUUUUAUGUCAUUCAUUGCGGUUUCCAUGUUCUAAAUAAUUGGUCUAGGAUGUAGAAACUCAGUGGGUGUAUUUCCUUUAAGGGACAAAGAUGCAGACUUGAGCUUAAUUAUUGUUUUAUUUGACAAUAUGAAGUUGAAUUCAUUUGAGAUAUGAGUUU